Molecule: messenger RNA, 736 nt
Organism: Drosophila eugracilis
Lineage: Eukaryota; Metazoa; Arthropoda; Insecta; Diptera; Drosophilidae
Product: androgen-induced gene 1 protein
Exons: 1
Coding region: 8-736 (242 amino acids)
Cellular component (GO): membrane; endomembrane system
Source: RefSeq, a predicted model, not a curated record
CGAUCACAUGGAUUUUAGUAUCCAUCCGGAAAUGGAGAGAGGUAACUGGUCCAACAGGGCACGUCUACUGUUGCACUUGUCCGCCGCCGUUCACCUGGGCUAUGCCAUCUACUUUGACUUCAAAUUCACCCAGUUGCCACAGCUGGCGGUGACCCUGCGUCUGGAGCCGCCAAUGGGAGGAAAGUUCAAGUACAUGACCUUCCUCAGCGGUCUAGUGCAGUUUGGCUACUAUACACUGGCGCUGACCUAUGACAUUUUGCGGAUGGGAUCUCUAAGAAAACUGCGUGACUAUAUGUUUGCCACUUUGGUCAUACCUCUGGCCCUGACUGUUGGUCUGACUUUCUGGACACUCUAUGGCAUCGAUAGGGAAUCAAUAUACCCAUCCCUGCUGGACUUCAUCUAUCCCAACUGGCUGAACCACACCAUGCAUACUUUCGUCGUGGUCUACGCCUUCGUCGAGUUGGGCAUCACAAGGCAUCGUUAUCCGAAACGCAGUCGAGGAUUCUUUGGUCUGGGUGCCUUCAUGAGCGGGUAUCUGGUUUGGAUUCACUAUGUUUGGUUCAGGACGGGAAUCUGGGUUUAUCCCUUUUUGGGAGGCAUUGAUUGGCCCUUGAGGGUCCUCUUUUUUGCCCUGAUCGUAGUCCUUGGAUUUGUCUACUAUCUCUUUGGUGAGCAUGUUAAUCUCGUCCUGCGAACGCCAAGCACUGGGGAUCACAAAUGGAGUGGCAGUGAUUAA